GGCCGGCGGCAGGGCGGCUCGGGGCCGGCCGCUUUCUGCCCGUCGGUAGCGGCGGGCGCAGUUCGGCCGCGCCAUGCGGGACUACGAGGAGGUGACCGCUUUCCUGGGCGAGUGGGGCCGCUUCCAGCGCCUCGUCUUCUUCCUGCUCAGCGCCAGCAUCAUCCCCAACGGCUUCAACGGUCUCUCCAUCGUCUUCCUGGCCGGUACCCCCGAGCACCGCUGCGCUGUGCCGCCCGGAGCCAACCUGAGCGAGGAGUGGCGGAACGCCAGCAUCCCGCUGGAGCUGCGCGGCGGGGUCACGGAGCCGAGCCGCUGCCGCCGCUACCGCCUGGCCGUGCUCGCCAACCUGUCGGCGCUGGGGCUGCGGCCCGGUUCCGACGUGCAGCUGGCGGAGCUGGAGCAGGAGCCGUGCCUGGACGGCUGGGAGUACAGCCGCGACGUGUACCGCUCCACCAUCGUCACCGAGUGGAAUCUCGUGUGUGACAAUGACUGGAAGGGGCCCAUGAGUACCUCCCUGUUUUUUGUGGGCGUGCUGCUCGGAUCUUUCAUAUCAGGACAGCUCUCAGACAAAUUUGGCAGGAAGAACGUGCUGUUCUCAACUCUGGCAAUGCAAACCAUCUUCAGCUUCAUUCAGAUCUUCUCUACCAGCUGGGAGAUGUUUUCCGUGUUCUUUUUGCUGGUCGGCAUGGGACAGAUCUCGAACUACGUGGCAGCGUUUGUUCUUGGCACAGAAAUUCUUGGCAAAUCCAUUCGUCUGCUGUUCUGCACGUUGGGCGUUUGCAUCUUUUAUGCCUUUGGCUACAUGUUGCUGCCACUGUUUGCGUAUUUCAUCAGAGACUGGAGGAUGCUGCUGCUGGCACUUACUUUACCUGGGCUGCUCUGCAUCCCACUGUGGUGGAUCAUUCCAGAGUCUCCACGAUGGCUGAUCUCUCAGGGACGGUUUCAAGAAGCAGAAGACAUCAUCCGAAAGGCUGCAAAAAUUAAUAAGGUUACAGCCCCAGAUGUAAUCUUUGACCCCAGCGAGCUGCAAGAUUUGAGUUCCCAGAGGCAACAGACAUACACCAUUUUGGAUCUAAUGAGAACACGAAAUAUCCUCACUAUCACGAUUAUGUCAGUGAUUCUGUGGAUGAUAAUCUCCGUCGGUUACUUUGGACUUUCUCUUGACACACCCAACUUGCACGGCGACGUCUACUUGAACUGCUUCCUCUCAGCAGUGAUUGAGGUUCCAGCCUACAUUAUCUCCUGGCUGCUGCUUCGAAAUCUCCCCCGACGGUAUUCAAUGGCUGCUGCGUUAUUCUUGGGAGGCUGUGUUCUUCUCUUCAUUCAGCUGGUGCCUUCACAUCUUCGUGCCCUAUCUAUUCUCCUGGUGAUGUUAGGGAAGUUUGGGAUCACAUCUGCCUUUUCAAUGGUUUACGUUUACACGGCUGAGCUCUACCCAACGGUAGUGAGAAACAUGGGAGUUGGAGCAAGUUCCAUGGCGUCCAGGCUUGGCAGCAUCCUCUCACCUUAUUUUGCUUAUCUUGGUGCCUACGAUAGAUUCCUGCCUUACAUCCUGAUGGGGAGCCUGACCGUGCUAUCGGGAAUUCUGACUCUGUUCCUGCCAGAAAGCUAUGGUAUGCCUCUUCCUGACACAAUUGAGCAAAUGCUGCUGGUAAAAGGACUAGAAUACAGGCCUGCAUCUAGUGCCAAAAGGAAUUCAAAGGAGGAAGAAGAAAAUCCAGAGAUUUUUAAGAGCACAGCUUUUUAAUGAAAUGCCUACUUCCUGAUGGACUGCAAGUUAAAUGGAUUUGCUCCUAGUGCUCAUUCUAGAAAAGGGCUAGUGGCAACACUUCUUCCUGCAAUCUUAACCUUAUUUAUUAAUUUAAACACUGUGUUCCAUAUAUUCUCUUUUUAUAUGACCACAAAUACUGUGUAGCCUUCACUGAUUUUUUCAGCCAGUUGUUUUUAGGCGUUAAUACCAAGGAACAGUAUCUGAUCAGACCUUUGGAAGUAAGUGUGUAGCUGAGCUGAAUGAUACUUGAAAGUGAGUUGAAGGGCUGGCGGAGCACCUGGACUCCACAGUGAGUCUCCAGAGCUAAUGCCCAUCCAGAAUUUAGAAAUGCCAGAAAAAGCUGCUAAUUACUUUUGAUUUCUUGACUUCUGUCUUUGGACAGGAAACUUAUUUAUUACAGUGAAGGUUAUGCAAACAUGCCUCUGUGAUCUUACUCAAGUGACUUUGCACGUGCUGAGUUUGCUAACAGAUUCAGAAAGAUGCAAAGAAGGAUUUUUGAGAAGGAAUUCUAACUUGGUGUGUUGUGAUUCAGUGUAGGCUGAAAGGAUGGUCUUGCACAGAACACAGCAUUGAAGUUUUGCUGACAGAGUCCUCUUGAAUCCAGUGCUGGAUUUCAGCUACAGCUUUCUGAUGACGUUGUUUACAUCUGACACUGGAACAUGGCCCAUUUUAAGGCUGUAUUUAUUUAAAAUGAUGCAGAAGGUUUCGUCUGUGUGUGGAGAGGGUGGUGGUGGUGUGAGCUUCUUCCCUUUUGGUGAGUGCUGGAAACUUUCUUUCUGAAUUCUUUGGGUUUUUAAACCACAGUCUGUGCAGUGUGGAUGGCAGAAGCUAUUCUUCUGUCUUAGUUCUGUCCUUGCUAUGCACACACACACACACACACACACACACACACGUGCACAUACUAUCAGUAAUCCAUGCCACUGUGUUGACCUCAUGGUGAGAAUUCCCGAGAUCAACAUUUACAAUGCAUUUCUGACCACUGGUUUUUGAUUCUUGGCUGCCUACUGUACAACGCUGUGAGGUCUGUUAUUUCACUUCACUCCUGUUAAUUGUUAAUUGUGUUAAGACUGCUUUUAAAAAAUCACAUUGAAAAUCUGCUGAGGCUCUUCCUUGGGUCACAGCAGCACCCUUGGCAUUGCCUGUGUCUGUUUAAACAUGUGCAUACACAUGGUCUCAUUUGUGCCAUUCUGAACUUGCACUGCAUUACAGUGUGACAGAUGUGUGUGGUGAAAGCAUUCAUCCCAUGGCAUUUGUUUGUGUGUUGUCCUGUCUUGUAGAGGCUGAAUGAGCAGAGCAUGAAUUGUUCUGCUCAGGGCUGGCGGGGCCUUGCUGGCUGCUGGCCAUGGGGCAUUGUGCUGCUCUGUGCCAACAUGCAACAUCAGCUGGUCCAAGGCUUUUGUUAACCACAGCUCUGUACCCUGUCCUUGCCAACCAGGCUUUCUUAAGCUGUAGGGUUUCGCUGCUUUCCCUGCAUCUUCUCACCUGCGUGCUCAGUGCUCUGACUGCUGGGUGCAGCAGGGACUGGCUGGUGGUAGCAGGCCCAGAGCAAUACAGGGAGGCUCACUGUUGUUGUCGUCAGCUCCUCUGGGAAGAGAAAUCCCAAAGCUUUGGCAGGUUCCACAUCACUUCUGGUUGAUAGAAGGCCCUUGGCUGGUGGGUUUAAAAUGCACUGUGUGAUUUGAAAAUGGAGCAUGCAUUGAGAAUCUGAAUUUUGCAAGCUUCACUGUGCAUCCUGUAAUAGCCUCAGUGUGUGCAAGUAGGCUUCAGGAAAGUGCAUGAAAGCAGGCAGGCUGUGUGCUCAGCCCAAAUCCAUGAUUCUCUUUGUCACAUUGCCCACCUUUUGCAGAAUACUCAUUGAAAUUGUAAGAAUAUGCUCUACAAGUCAGCACAAAUAAUUGCCUUUGUAUGCCAUGUCUCUGUUAGGCUGAUAGGAACUGGACCAUUGAGAAGCAGCUUUUUUGUGCUGCAGAAGAAACCUCACCCACAGGAAUGUGAGGCAAAACAUUCAGCUGCACUUCCCUGUCACGAAUUUGCCAAUGUAAACAGCCCUGUCCCAUGAAUCUUUUCCUGUAAACUGUUUCAGAAGAUAUCCUGAAAUGUAAGCUACGUGCCUGCCUGAAAUGUGACCUGCCAUGGAAAUUCCUGCUGAAGCCCAUCCAACGUCUCAUUUAGCUGUUAUCUUUAAUCUGCUGUUUCACACAGGUUAUGAGCCUUCAUGUGCCUCGGCAGCAGGCUUUUGUUCUUGAUGAUUCUUAUGUUUAUUAAGAGCUUGUUUGGGAUUUUAAUAUGAUUAAAUUGGGGGAAUUUCCUGGUCGUGACUAAUCCUACUACAAUGACAACCUCUGUGCCACAGGUUACAUUUUCUUCCUCACUAAUCUUAAGAUCCAAAAGUGAGUCAGAAGCAAUCCAUUUAAUAUAGCAUCCUGUGUUACUUUGUUUACUUUCCUCUCCUGCCCUAAUCCUCGAGCUUAUCUCUGCAACAGGGAACUUGUUUUGGUGUGAAAUCAGAAUCCGGGUGCUAAGUAUUCCCAAAAGAAUCCCAGGGGAUGUUUCAGUAGCAUCACUGGGCAGGGGUUUUGAUCUGGGCAAGCAGGAUGCAGGUGGAGAGCCUGACCCAGCUGUGAGGGUGACAUCAGUGCUGGCAGUAGGUCAGAUCUGCACCAAAUGGGCUGUGGAUGCCCUCUGUACCAAACGGUGGAGACAGUGCUAGGGUCAGAUUGCACCUGGUUAAUGCAUGUGCUGCUUAGUUGUGCAGAAUCUGUUCCGCUGCCCCUUGUGGAAGGCCUUGUUUCGCUGAGAGCUCUCCUGUUGUCCUCAAAGAAGUGAGGAGUGAUGCUUUGUAAGGGGUUGGGCAGAAGUUGCCUAUGAAAGAGGGGCUGUGGUAAAACCAGGAGUGUGGUCAUGGCACAGGAAGGUUACACAGAAUUUGGCUUUCAGCUGAACGAUAACCUGGGAGAUGCAGGAGGGCUGUGAUGCCCUCAAUGUGCAUUACAACCAUUGAGAUCUCUGGUCAUGGAACAUUGCUGCACGCUGCAGGAUCUCCAGUGAGGAAAACAGCAUUAAGGCCGUGGCUUGGAAACUGGGUUCCCUUCAUUCCCACCUCUUUGAUUCCUUUCAUCUCCCUGGGAGAGAUGCACAGCCCCGUGACUUUGGUUUCUUUGCUUGCAAGUGGGAAUAUCAUUAGCUCAAAAAGUACCACAGCUGCUUCAGACUGAAGCUCACACACAGCAGUGUGUGAUGCUCUGAUACGACUCUCCUGGCUCUGGAUGUUGUGCUCUCAAGAACAUCUUUAAUGUUCUGUCCUUCAGAAGCAGCUCGGGAUGGCUGCUGACAGUCAGGCUGAGGAGAAGCAUCACUUCAGCAUUAAUUUUCUCUAUGCACUUAAGUACGUUGUAAAAGUGUUGUUCUUCCAGGGGACUUUCCUUUUGAGAGAUGAUGAUACUGUAUUGCUGAUCUGGUGGAACUUGAGAUGAAUGUGAGUUAUCCCCACCUCUGUUUACAGCUGCUUUUGUUUCCUGGCCUCACCCACGGGGGUUCAUUUAUCAGCUCCCUGGGGGCCAUGAGCACAACAAGCACCUGAGGAAGCAGUUGGGACGGUCUCUGUGAUUAAAUUUGUAUUUCACUAUUUGUAGAAUAGGACCUUAACUUGAGAAGCCUUUGCUUAAAACACAGAAUCAGCUUAGGUAGCACAACGUGAUGCUCAUACGUGCCUUUGGGGUGCUUCGACCUGCUGGAAAUGGCCACAGCCUUGUAUAUAGAAACUAUGGAAAUUUCUUCUGAGAAUGUAAAUACUCUUAACUAAAUUGAUUCUUACCCCUGUUGUUGUUUUUUUUUUUAUAGAAAAAUGCUUGUUGUUUGUAAAAUCCUGAAUAAAAUCAUAUCUGGGAUUCUCAUUCAAA
Messenger RNA from Gallus gallus (chicken), 5670 nucleotides. RefSeq names its product solute carrier family 22 member 5 (gene SLC22A5). The transcript has 10 exons. Gene Ontology annotation, cellular component: membrane. The record is from RefSeq and is marked provisional. NCBI's taxonomy places the organism in Eukaryota, Metazoa, Chordata, Aves, Galliformes, Phasianidae. Gene Ontology annotation, molecular function: ATP binding; transmembrane transporter activity. Gene Ontology annotation, biological process: carnitine transport; transmembrane transport. The coding region runs from base 74 to 1747 and encodes 557 amino acids.